ACGCAUUUUGGCGUGUCCUGCGCCUUCAUUGUCCCCCGUCGAUCUUCACCGACUGCGUCAUAAUCUUAUAAUCAUAAUAAAUUUUUUAUUAAUGUUUGAUUGCAUCCAAAAGGUUAUAUUUAGCAAAAGAGAUUUUGGAAGCAUCUUCUGCUUCCGCCAGAUUAAGGGGAUGAAGUAGAAGAAGACGAAGAAAAGGAUCAUCGGUGAUUACAGGUGGCCAUUACUGGCCGCUACUAGACGGGACCAGACAAGGGUCGGAGGAGGACAGCGCCUGCCUAUUAUAAUGGUCUCGCCGGAGCACUCUCACUUUCAAGCUCCCAGUCUCAUGGCGAAAAACCCACUCCGGAACCGGAGUUCUGCCCUUCUCUCCGACGGUUUUCUCUUCGUCGGAGGAGCCAUGACGGCUCUCUUACUGGUCUGGGCUUUCUGGUCCUUCGCGGACCCCGCCUCCACCCCUACGCCUAAAUUUUCUACCGUAGCCGACGAACCAAGGACGGAAGAAACUGUAUCGGACGAGUUUGGGGGACUAGAUUGCCCCUCGGGUUCAGUCGGCGUCGACAUGCAGCACGACCCGCCUGGCCCGACCUUCUACGACGACCCCAAACUCAGUUAUUUGAUCGGGCAACCUGUGAAGAACUGGGACGAGAAGCGGCGGGAGUGGCUGAACCGGCAUCCUUCCUUCGCCGCUGGAGCAAGUAGCCGGGUGUUACUCGUCACGGGAUCGCAGUCGACGCCUUGCCGGAACCCGAUCGGCGACCACUUGCUCCUUAAAUUCUUCAAGAACAAGGUGGAUUACUGCCGGAUCCACGGGUACGACAUCUUUUACAACGACGUUUUGCUUCACCCGAAAAUGCACAGUUUCUGGGCGAAGCUCCCGGUCAUCCGAGCGGCGAUGAUUGCUCACCCGGAGGCCGAGUGGAUUUGGUGGGUGGACUCGGACGCGGCCUUCACCGACAUGGAGUUCGAGCUCCCGUUGGAGAGGUACCGUGACCACAACCUUGUCGUUCACGGAUGGGCCCACCUGGUCUACGAGAAGAAGAGCUGGACCAGCCUCAACGCCGGCAUCUUCCUCAUCAGAAACUGUCAGUGGUCGAUGGAUUUCAUGGAAGUGUGGGCGGCGAUGGGUCCGCAGAGCCCGGAUUACGAGAAAUGGGGUCGGAUCCAGAGAUCGACGUUCUCCGAUAAGCUGUUCCCGGAGUCGGACGAUCAAGCGGCUCUGAUUUAUCUUCUGCUGAAAGAGAAGGAGAGGUGGGCGGACAAGAUUUACUUGGAGGGCGAGUACUAUUUCGAGGGGUACUGGCUGGAGAUAGUGGGGACGCUGGACAACACGGCGGAGAAGUACGUCGAUAUAGAGAGGAGGGUUCGCCGCUUACGGCGGCGGCACGCGGAGAAAGUGAGCGAGGGCUACGCUGCGAUGAGGGAGGAGUAUCUGAAAGGGGCUGGGUACGGCAAGGGGAGUUGGCGGCGGCCUUUCAUCACGCACUUCACGGGGUGCCAGCCGUGCAGCGGCGACCACAAUCAGAUGUAUUCCGGCGAGUCUUGCUGGGACGGGAUGCGGAGGGCGCUCAAUUUUGCGGAUAAUCAGGUGCUGCGUAGCUUUGGUUUCGCGCACCCGGACUUGCUGGAUUCUGCCAAGGUAUCCCCGGUGCCGUUUGAUUUUCCGGCGUGAAGUCCCCGUGAAAGGUACAGUACUGUGGCUGAGGAUUGUAUAUUUGUGAAUCCGUUAUGCCAUGCGAAAUAACCUUUUUCAUCUUACUCUGUGAAAUUUGGCGGUAAACUUUAUAUUUUGUACACUACAUCCGACUAAAAGGGUAGGGAUUAUUUCUACGUUCUUAAGAACAGCUUUGAUCUCCCAUUGGAUUUUUUUGGAUGCCCAUCUUAAUAUUUUAUCUUGUUUGAGUUGUGGCUCAAAA
Messenger RNA from Malania oleifera, 1913 nucleotides. Its product is annotated as putative glycosyltransferase 7. Gene Ontology annotation, molecular function: galactosyltransferase activity. Gene Ontology annotation, cellular component: trans-Golgi network; membrane; endosome. Bases 284 to 1669 code for a protein of 461 amino acids. NCBI's taxonomy places the organism in Eukaryota, Viridiplantae, Streptophyta, Magnoliopsida, Santalales, Ximeniaceae. The record is from RefSeq and is a predicted model, not a curated record. The transcript has a single exon.